Messenger RNA from Macadamia integrifolia, 1688 nucleotides. RefSeq names its product oleoyl-acyl carrier protein thioesterase 2, chloroplastic-like. The transcript is spliced from 7 exons. Gene Ontology annotation, biological process: fatty acid biosynthetic process. Bases 292 to 1437 code for a protein of 381 amino acids. Lineage: Eukaryota; Viridiplantae; Streptophyta; Magnoliopsida; Proteales; Proteaceae. The record is from RefSeq and is a predicted model, not a curated record. Gene Ontology annotation, molecular function: acyl carrier activity; fatty acyl-[ACP] hydrolase activity.
AACUCGACAGGGUCCCUUAAAAACAAGGGCUAUACGUGAGUGUGAAAACACUAGCCGAACAAUGUUCUUUCGUUAUCAGGACCCUAUGCCCCAAGUCUACCCAGACCAAAUAUGCUAGGGGCACAUUUCAACUGGCAAUGAUGUUCUUCACAUCCAAUCAAGAAUCAAGGAAAACGUGAAGUGCACAGCACAUGAGACACGACACAUGUCCUCGAUUCCAUCGACCUCGAUGCGGAACCAUGCAUAUAAAGGCUAAAGCAAACGAAACAGAAAAAGCAGCAGUAGAAGACGAUGUUGCCAUUGAAGGGAUGUUAUCGUGGUGCGCCGGAUCAGCUCCGAUUCCUACCUCAAUGCCGAUCUCUCGCCGGUCCCAAAGCAUUGGUUCGUCGUGGAAUCGCCAACGUCUCCUGCUGCUCUUCUUCUUUAACCUCCUCGCCGCUACGAACUUCUAAUAUCAUCAUCUCGGAACGGGCGAAUGGUUCGGUAGGAGCAGCGUUGAACCAAACCACCAAUGGGUCGGCGAGUUCGGUGGAGCAGCUUCAGCUUGGGAGUGGUCACCUGGCUAAAGAUGGGAGGUCUUACAAGGAGAAAUUCAUUGUGAGGUGUUACGAAGUUGGUAUGAAUAAGACUGCUACUAUUGAUGCCAUAGCCAAUCUCAUGCAGGAAGCUGCAUGCAAUCAUGUUCAGAGCUUUACGUACUCAGCAGAUGGGAUGGGAACAACCAAAACCAUGAGAAAAUUGAAUCUGAUAUGGGUGACUACUCGAAUGCACAUUGAAGUUUACAAGUACCCAACAUGGGGUAACAUGAUUGAGAUUGAGACAUGGUUUGAAGCCAGAAAAGUUGGGACAAGACGCGAUUUUAUCAUAAAAGAUGCAACUGGCACACUUAUUGGGAGAGCCACCAGCAAAUGGGUGUCAAUGAACAAAAACACUAGACGACUCCAAAAAGUUCCUGACGAAGUGUUGGAAGAACUUGUGGAUUUCUCCCCACAAACUCCACGAUUAGCUUUUCCAGAGGAGGAUACUAGUAGCCUGAAGAAAAUUCCCAAGCUUGAAGAUCCUGCAAAGUAUGCUAAGUUAGGGCUUAAGGCUAAAAGAGCCGAUUUGGACAUGAACCAACAUGUAAACAAUGUCACCUAUAUAGGAUGGCUUCUUGAGAGCAUGCCUCAGGAAAUUAUGGACUCUCAUGAACUUCAAAAGGUCACAUUGGAUUAUAGAAGAGAAUGCCAAUAUGGUGAUGUGGUUGAUUCCCUCACUAGUAUGGAACUGAUGGAGGAUGUAGAAGCAAUUCUAGAGCUUAAAGGGACAAAUGGAUCUGCCAUUGAGAGGAAACACAAAGAAGACUGUUGUCUGUUCUUACAUUUCUUGAGAUUCCCAAGAGGUGGACUGGAAAUAAACAGGGGUCGCACUGAGUGGAAAAGGAAAUCAACGAAAUAGGUUGAUGACUUGGUCCAUCUUACAUUUUCCCUAAUUAUGUGAAGAGGGAAAUGAACCAGUUUGACAAAAUAGUUUGUUUAGUUUUUCAAAAUAAGAUAUUCUUAAUAGCUUGGUGAAGGAGUAUAUAUUCAACCAUUUUUCUAUGAACCGCUAGAUAGAUAUCAAUGGUUGAUUUUGAGUCCAUGUAAUACCAUUUGUUGGAUAAUCUAGAGGGAUGAAUAGAAUAUCACUAGUGGAUUUUCCUCUUUAAA